AUGGUAACAACGCUGAGUCCUCUAUUUCACAUGGACGUCAACUCAUUUCCAAUCAAGGUUCUCCUGGUGGUGCUAAGGGUCCUUCGUGCCCAGCUGGUACUAAUUGUCCUGCUGCUCCUCCCGCGGCUAACACCACAACCAAAGGAACUGGCCUUAACUACACCACAGGAACUGACCUCAAGUACAACAAAAGAGCCUGAAACUGGUGGAGCUGAUAAUACAAAUGCUGAGAAUGCCAAUAUACCCAAUAAUGAUGAGGAAUCAAACUCAACCAUCACCACCACUACAACAACAACACUUUCUCCUGAACUCACAAACAACAAGAAGGGUGAUGCAGACAGCAGCAGCAGUAUCAGCAGUUCUGUGUGGGUGCGUGUGCCACUACUGAUUGUGGUUACACUGGCCUGUAUUCUUGUGUGCUGUUUGUGGUGCUGUGGUGUGACUCAGGUCAUCCUUUGUUUUCUUUUUCUCUUUUUUGCAUACAUCCCUACAGUCUAA
This is a messenger RNA of Trypanosoma theileri, 498 nucleotides long. RefSeq lists its product as uncharacterized. The transcript has a single exon. NCBI's taxonomy places the organism in Eukaryota, Euglenozoa, Kinetoplastea, Trypanosomatida, Trypanosomatidae. The coding region runs from base 1 to 498 and encodes 165 amino acids. The record is from RefSeq and is a predicted model, not a curated record.